GUAAACAAAGCAGCAGCAGGCGAGAAAGGCAAUGACAGGACGUGGAAAUUGAGGCUUUUUUAUCGCAUUUGGGGCCAUGUACACGUUGCUUUCCGGAUUUUACAAGUACCUCGUGCAGAAAGACGAGUACUGCGUCCUCAUUCUCGGCCUGGACAACGCCGGAAAGUCCACGUACCUGGAGGCGGCGAAAACCAAGUUCACCAAGGGCUACAAAGGACUGAAUCCUAGCAAAAUCACCACCACCGUGGGUCUCAACAUCGGACAAAUUGACAUUAAGGGCGUUCGACUGAGCUUCUGGGACCUCGGCGGGCAGGAGGAGCUGCAGAGCCUCUGGGACAAGUAUUACGCAGAAUCGCAUGCUGUGAUUUACGUGGUCGACUCGGCCGACAGGGAAAGAAUUCCAGAAUCGAAAAACGCAUUUGACAAAAUGAUAAGCAGCAACUUCUUAGAAGGCGUGCCUCUGCUAGUGCUGGCCAACAAACAAGACAUUCCUGAUUGCAUGGGCGUGCGGGACGUGAAACCAAUUUUCAACCGCAGCGCCCACUUGAUCGGCAGAAGAGACUGCAUGGUGAUGCCCGUUUCAGCGCUCACAGGUGAUGGAAUCAACGAGGGAAUUAACUGGCUUGUCGACUGCAUCAAGAGAAACAAUAAUCUAAGACCGCCGAGGAACCAAGAGGAUAUGUGAACCACCGUUUUUCUCAUAAACUACUAUUUUCUAUUUGCAAUGUUAAACAUCACUAUUUAAUUAAGUUACUUUUUGAUAACUAUGUUUAAAGUUGAAGUUAGAUUGAAUGAUUAAAAAUAUCUGUAUUAAUUUAUCAAA
Cloeon dipterum is the source of this 823-nucleotide messenger RNA. It is a transcript of the gene Arfrp1, whose product is annotated as ADP-ribosylation factor related protein 1. The record is from RefSeq and is a predicted model, not a curated record. Lineage: Eukaryota; Metazoa; Arthropoda; Insecta; Ephemeroptera; Baetidae. Gene Ontology annotation, cellular component: Golgi apparatus. Gene Ontology annotation, biological process: intracellular protein transport; protein localization to Golgi apparatus; Golgi to plasma membrane protein transport. Bases 77 to 685 code for a protein of 202 amino acids. Gene Ontology annotation, molecular function: GTP binding; GTPase activity. The transcript has 5 exons.